AUGCCUUCGUCGCCGAAAUACAAAUCGGCCAGGUAUAACUUGUCGAUUCCUCAGGGACUGCUUGACUCGCCCGCGGCAAAGCGGGCUAAGCGAUCGCGGAGGAACCGAAAGAAUCGUGCCAGAAAUGCUAGUAAGAGUUCACCCACCACAAACGAUCAGGUCUCUUCCGGCCACUCCGUCUCGGCCGAGGGUACUUUUGCCCGUAAAGAGACCCCGAUCCCGCCUCCCACGAUGCCCCAGAGCCAAAAUUUCAGUUUCUCGAUGAAAGACGAGAAAGGAAAGUCAAGCAUUGGCUACGAGAACAACACCAAGCAGUCCAAUUCGGCGCCCGGCAAAGAUCCAAAGAACGGCACGUGGGUCAACAGUUCCCAGAUUGUGGCCAACACCCGCAAAACUAGAGCCGAGCCCCAAAGCAACGACAGAUGGGGUCAACUUCACAAUCGAUUCAGCUACUACGAACCCCCCGCCGAUCCGGGUCCUUCUAAGCCCUGGGUGGCCAAGAGUCCCGCUCCCCAGCCCAAGGAACUCACUCCGUACAGCGAGUUCACUCCCAAAAGGAGCAUGACUUUCAAGGACUAUCCCAACCCGGUUGCCAAUCGCCUCCCGCCGGUCAUCCAAGUUUCCCCGGAGCCGAGGAAGAGAAAGCGCGCUGCAUCCGCCAAAGAGUCCACGCAGACUACUACUGCCGCCGCCCCCGGUAACAAUAGCGGCGCCAGCAUGACUCCCACAAUUAACCUCAUCACCAGUGAUGAAAUGAGCAGCGCCCCGACUUCCGCUACCAUUCCCGUUACGUCACCUAUUCCGACUUCUACCCCGUCCCACGCCGCUUCAUCCGAAAGCAAGACCCUCAAAGCAAUCAACAAGCGCCUCAAAUCCAUUGAGGCGGGUUUAGCCGCUCUGACAACUACCACCGCCGCAGCCGCUGCGGCUGCCCAUUCUGGCUCGUCCGUUGCAGGCUCCUCCAAUGCUGCGCAGGGCGACAGCCAGACCCGUGGUCACGGCCAAGGUCUCAAGGGCAUGGAUCCCAGAAUGAUCGAACAGUUCAAUCGUGUACACGAGGAUAUAAGGUUGACAGGCGACCAUUUGGUACGUAAUCAGAUGCGCGCCACCAUCCGACACAACACCAUAUUCGACUUCCUCGUCAAGAUUGCGGAGGAUGUCACUACCCUGAAUGGUGAAGUGGCGCGCCUGCGCAAGACCGGGGCUGAGGGUCAAGAUGGUGAUGGUGACGGCGAUACAAAGGGCAAAGGUGUUGCUCGCGCUUCUCCCUCAGGCUCCCAGACUCCCCAUCGGCGCGGCACCCCGACGAGCCCAGCCAAGAAAGAGGAGACUUACCUGGAGAGGCUGCGGAAGUCACGGAACACGCUUAGAAGCUUGCUGGGUAUUUAUAUGACGGAAAUGAAUGCGGCCGAUAACGAAGAGGAUGUAGAAAAGCAUGCCACGCUUGUCGAGGCGUACGCCAAGGAUGUGUUCAGCACUUUCCUUUGA
Molecule: messenger RNA, 1488 nt
Organism: Dichotomopilus funicola
Lineage: Eukaryota; Fungi; Ascomycota; Sordariomycetes; Sordariales; Chaetomiaceae
Exons: 1
Coding region: 1-1488 (495 amino acids)
Source: RefSeq, a predicted model, not a curated record